Messenger RNA from Gekko japonicus, 1027 nucleotides. It is a transcript of the gene TMEM187, whose product is annotated as transmembrane protein 187. NCBI's taxonomy places the organism in Eukaryota, Metazoa, Chordata, Lepidosauria, Squamata, Gekkonidae. Gene Ontology annotation, cellular component: transport vesicle. The transcript has a single exon. The record is from RefSeq and is a predicted model, not a curated record. Bases 73 to 834 code for a protein of 253 amino acids.
UUAGCUUCUGAGAUCUGACGAGAUCAGGCCAGCCCGGCCAUCCAUCUCAGGGCCAGCGACUAGGAGAGCAAAAUGGAACCCGAAGACAGAGCCGCGGCUUGGCACGUGGCCGCGGGCCUGGCGUUCUGUUCAGCAGCCGUGGCCUCCGGGGCCUUUGACGGCGUUCAUACUGAAGUUGGGUACGAGCACUAUGCCGAACCCCGCGUGGCAGGGUGGCCCGCUGCAGUAGCCAUGCCUGCCAACUGUUUAGUCAAUGUGACCUACGUCCUUCUGGGCUGGCACUGGCUGUCUUCUGCAGGCCGCCGGAGAGGGCGGGCACGCUACCUCCAGGAAGUCUUUGCCCUGAUGGCCCUGGUCUACGGGCCCGUGCAAUGGCUCCGCCUCUGGACACAGGCUCACCGGGCGGCCGUCUUAGACCAGUGGCUGACCUUGCCGAUUUUCGCUUGGGCUGCCGUCUGGUGCCACUUCCUUGAGCACGGGUGGCAGCCGGGCACCUUCCUCGCGACGGAGGCGGCUUCGCUGGCCAGUUACGGCUUGGCCCUGCUUCACCCCCAAGGGUUCGAGCUGGCUCUGGGCGGGCACAUCCUCGCAGUUGUUUGGAAAGUAUUCCGGGCGCAACGGCAUUUGGGCGAUGGCACAUCGGCGGGCAUCGUGGCGCUGGGAAUGGCCUCUUGCUUGGGUUUCGUGUGCCUCAAGCUGUGGGAUCUGGAGCUGGCCCGGUGGGCUCCCUUCCAUCGGCUCACCGGCCACUUUUGGUCCAAGAUCUGCGACGUCCUGCAGUUCCACUGCGCUUUCCUCUUCUGCGUUAGGCUGGGCUCACUCCGAUCUCAGUGAACCGGUCCCACGGCUCUUCACGAGCCAGAGGACAGGAGCGAAUGACGUCGACGACAAAGGGGACAUGAAUUUCGUUGGGCCAGAGCGUGAGAGAAAACUGCCGUGGCUCCUCCAUGUCUACGGAAGGGCAGUCAGGGAGUCAAGUGUGGGUGAGGGGGGUGCUGGGCACAGACUCUCCCGCUUGCUUUCCUGC